AUCAGUCAUUAAUUGCUAUUAGCUGCUCAUUGUUUAAAAGACGACAAACUUACAUUAAAAUGUCGGAAAAUGAUUUUAUCAUUUAUCCUUUUUCAAUUAUAGUUUUUAUAAUCUUUACAAUAUUCAUCUGUGCAUCAGUUGCUCAUCGUAGGAAGAGAAAUUAUGAUCGCACUCGAUUUUCAUGUGAGUAAUGAUUCUUGUCCAUGUGACUACCUCUAAAAUUUACUAGAGUAACCUACCAAUUACUCAAUCAUUAUCAGUGAGAUAUCAUUCAUGGCUGUGUAAGUUAUGAUAGCGAUUAGGUCUAAUUUUUUUACUGAUAAUAUUGUAUUCUCUCAAUCAGUCAUUAAUUACUAGUAGCUGCUUCCACAUCAGUAUAAAAUGACGGAAUUUGUCUUUUAUCCAUUUACUUUUGUGAUCUUUGUCGUAUUUGGAAUAUUGAUUUGUUCCUCAAUAGCUCGCAAAAAGAAGAGAAAUCAAAUGGCUAUGCUUUCAGCUCCCGUUGUAGUAACCCAACCAGCUCACGCUGUUCAAUUCCAAGCAGGUCCAGGAAACAAUUUUCAACCUAAUCCAAGUGCUCCAUAUAUUCAAAACAUGCAAUAUCAUAUGCCAAUGCCACCUUAUCAAAAUAAUCAGCAGUUCCAACAACCUUACCAAAAUGUCUAUUCGCAGCAACCACCACCUUAUCCUGGAAUGCCACAACAGUCAACAGAUAAUCAACCUGGCUUUAAAAUUGGUGUAGAAACAUUCUCAUCUUCUGGUACUACCGUAAAUGGCAUAAAUGUUGAAGAAUCAAGGAACACAGUGACUCGUUAUUAAUAAACAAAAUAAACGGUUAUUUUUCCAAAAAGAGCAAUGGGUUUCCGAGAAUUUCAAUUGUUCUUUUCCUGCUGACCCCUUACCCCCCCCCCCCCCC
Molecule: messenger RNA, 916 nt
Organism: Chironomus riparius
Lineage: Eukaryota; Metazoa; Arthropoda; Insecta; Diptera; Chironomidae
Source: the annotation of a GenBank genome assembly